This is a messenger RNA of Linum tenue, 319 nucleotides long. Lineage: Eukaryota; Viridiplantae; Streptophyta; Magnoliopsida; Malpighiales; Linaceae. The record is from the annotation of a GenBank genome assembly.
UCUCUCUUCUCCGAAGCCAUACUCGGGCCCCAUGCCUCUGUUACUGUGUUCUAGCAAUUGGAUGGGUGAGAAACCCUAGAAGCAGAAGAGAUGCUCCCUUUCGAUCUUCAGACUUCACUCCCGGAGCAGAGGAAUUCCGGAAGGCCCCAUGCCCUAGUCUGCUACGGAUUCGGAAACCGACAACACAAAACAAACGGAAGCACAAAACCCAACAAACAUGUUUCCUUUCUACAAAAGAAACUGAUCCCGAUUAUCCAGGCCUCACCAUUUCCUCUGCAUAAUUAGUUAAUUACCCUUUUGCAAAAAGAAUGAGUUAAGA